Molecule: messenger RNA, 3294 nt
Organism: Drosophila hydei
Lineage: Eukaryota; Metazoa; Arthropoda; Insecta; Diptera; Drosophilidae
Exons: 7
Coding region: 78-3227 (1049 amino acids)
Biological process (GO): cilium assembly; cilium movement
Cellular component (GO): motile cilium; extracellular exosome
Molecular function (GO): protein binding
Source: RefSeq, a predicted model, not a curated record
AUAUUUUGAAAUUGCACAUCAUUGAUUUUAACGUAAAAUUGAAAAAAAAAAUUUAUGUCUGUUAUAAUUCCAAAAAAAUGCCACCAAAGAAAAACAAAAAGACUUCCCUUAAGGAAGCACCUCCCGCUAGUGAUAAGCCACUGCCACCCAAUAUAUUUCUAUAUAUACAGCUGGCCGGCGUGCAUACACUGCCCAAUAUAAUUGAUCCAUUGGAAAUACAUUUGGAUCAAGGCGGCAGUCUUAUUCUCAAAUGUGUCGAACAAUAUAAUACCGAAGGAGUCAUAGCACAGGAUGAGUUCUUUCUAAAGCCCACAUAUACAUUGGUAUUCCAGCAGGACAAUCUAGAUCGGAUCAAUCAUGCAGCCGACAAUCCAUUAUUGAUCAAGCUUUAUAUGCGCCAAACCGAUGAACCGACUAUCUACGAUGAUGAGGAGGCUGAACUGGAAGCGGAGACAUCCGACUUAUUGAAUUUGCUAAUAGAAAAAAUCGAUGCGAGUCCCAAGGAAGACGACGAAAAUACUUAUUAUCAGCCUAAAGUCGAGAUGAUCUUAAUGUGUGUGGGUUAUCUGGAUAUAAUUAAGGUAUUCGGCCAUCAUCGUUGUAUGCUGCACGAAGAACUCUAUCUCUAUCCAGUGCCCGAUUGCCCAACUAAAUGGCGUCACACAGUAAAAACUGAGUGGCACCUGUAUACCCUUGUGCCCAUUGUCAAGGAAGUCUCCUUCACCAACAUGGCCUUCGUGACAUUUGAGUCGAUCUAUAAUGUGAAGGAAGAUUACGUCAUUGAUACGGAGACUAUGAAUGUACAGUUGAGCUUUCGUUCCAUGCAACCGGUGGAUCGCAACGAAUAUCACGUGAUACCCUGGUGUAGCUUUAAUACAUUCAAAGAAUGUUGCAUCGCUGAACAGGUAAAUCAUCAUGUCUUCGAAUACUUUCGCCAAAGUGUGCCCAAUAGCAACUGCAUUGGACUCAAAUCCAACAUGGACGUGGAAAUGCAUAAGCUAUUUCACAACCUAAUGCGAUCGGACAAUACUAACAUUGAUUUCGAUGCGGUCAAUAUUAUCGAGGAUCAGGCUCUGGUCUGCAAUACAUUCCAUCGUUUUAUACUCACCAAGAAUAUGUCGGAUAUACUGUACGCGGCGAUCGCCCGGCGGCGAUAUAUUAUCGCUGUCGAUGUCUUCAGUAUGACCCCAACGGAAGGCAAACGUGGGGUCAAGGCAUUGAUCAAUAAAAAAGUAUUCUCAGGGACACUGGAUCCAGCCAUUCUACUCUAUCCCAAUAUACACGGAAUGCGCUUUGCCGUGGAGCUGAAAUACUUGGGCGUAAAAAAAAAGAUGAACCAAGCCAAGUCCAAGCAGCCAAGCAUAUCAAGUGUGCGUAAUCGAGAUACUCGAUUUAAUAAUCAGAUAACCAAUGAAACCUCGACUUUUGCUAUAAUCAAUUUAUGCCUAUUGGCGCCUCUGGGACUGGUGUACGAGGAGCUGAAGGGUUUCCGCGAGAGUUUCAUUAGCCAAAAUCGUUUGCUCUUCUGCAAGAAUAAAAUAACCGUAGUGGACUCAUUGCCAUUGGCCGAUAUACAACGGACGGCGUACACACAUUUCGAUACAUUCAUGCGGGACACUAUCUGCUAUAUAGUCGAAAAGCGGAUAUUCAACGUGCAGCAGAAACGGAGUCACUUCUGUUGCGCCGUGCAGAACUUGACCAACAUAUUGCUGAAAGUCGUUGGCAGUGACUUCAAUAUGCGCGUGCGCACCACCACGAAUGUCGAGUUUUCAAAUCUAUGCGUCAUCGCGCACAAUGAGCUGGAGCAACGCAUACACAAUCUGCUGGAGAAGAUCGAAGACGAGGGCCUCGAUGAGCUCAUUGUGGAUAGAACUGCUAAACAGGAUUGUCUCAUCGAUCAUUUGAAUUCUAUCAAAAUUUUGACCGCCGUCGGGGACCUUCGUAUGGCCAAUCUGUUCCAUGACAAGAUGGACGGCUGGAUGUCUGGCCAUUUCAAUGACAAACUAUUCGCAACGCGUCCAGAAAACUCAAAUCAUUUUCAGAAUCUGUUUGAGUUCUAUGAUUUGGUGUCCAAAGUGGAGCGUGGCGAAUAUGCAGCAGCUCGACGCUACUUCAAGGCGGACCGCGUCUCAUCGAUUGGGCACGAGGCAUAUGUGGGGCUUAUACGCAUUUACCUGGACUAUGUGGCCACACGAGAUGAUCCCGAUCCGAAGGUGUCCGCCAAUGCCAAUGAGUGUCUAUUGAAUUGCCUAACGCUCUAUGCGGAGCACCGCGAGUCGGAACAGAAUGGCUGGAUAUUGCUCUAUUGCUACUACAGGAGAUUCAACUAUGCGCCUGGUUAUUCCUACGCUAGCUGGCAUCUCGACAACUUUGUGAAGGAAGUAAAAGGCCACAGUUCGCCGGCGCCGUAUAGCCUUUGGGGCAUAUCGCUAAAUAUGAAUCCCAGAUUUGAGCACAACCGAAGCCAUACGUUUUUCGACUGCAUUAGGAUCUUUGUGCGUCUGGGCCUGUACGAGUUCGCUCAGGUGAUAUGGGAGGAAGUGCGGAGCGACUGCAGCCAAGCGCAAAACUAUAUGAUAACCACACAAUUAAAGAUCUUGCUCGAUCAACUGCCAGACGACUUCGAAACGAAGACAUUCACAUUCGAGAGCACCGAGGACCAGGAGGAUCAGCUGGCCAAGUUUAAUGCCCAGGUCAAUGGCAAUGUGGAGUAUUAUCGCGGUAAUUUCGAGCUCGCUGCCGAGUUCUAUGCGGAGACUCUGACAGACGAACAUAUUUUGCCCCGGGAUAAUUUCAUGCUCAGCAAACUGCACCUGGCCUACAUCGCCUUUGAGUCGGGCGACUAUCAGCUAACGAUCAAUGCACUGAAUAUGCCCAAAGUGGGCAAGCUGAUGCCACUGGUCACCUCCUAUCUAAUGGGCAAGGCCUACUAUAAACUGGAGGAUUACUCCAAGUCCAUGGAGUGUUUUAUCAAUUGCACCAAAUUUGGUGAACAUGUUCCCGAUGUCUGGGGCUUCCUGGCGCUGCUCAAUCUUCAGAUGAACAACAAUAUGAAUGCCAUCUCAUGCUGGAAAUAUGCUAGAGCUGAUCCCAUCAGAAACAUCACAGAUGAGCUCAUCUACACCGAGCUGGACUUGAUCGAUAUUGACAGCGUGGAUCUAUAUAUAGAUGUGCCCAGUCCCAAUAAUAGCAUCUCGUCUUUUCAGGGCGACGAAGAUGAAGAUUAGUAUCGUACGUCAUGUCCCAUCAUAUUUAAUUGAUGGCAAAAGCUGUGAAACAGAAAACACAUUAAAC